Messenger RNA from Populus trichocarpa (black cottonwood), 1274 nucleotides. RefSeq lists its product as uncharacterized. Gene Ontology annotation, biological process: intracellular protein transport; endosome to lysosome transport; lysosome organization. Gene Ontology annotation, molecular function: SNARE binding. Lineage: Eukaryota; Viridiplantae; Streptophyta; Magnoliopsida; Malpighiales; Salicaceae. The record is from RefSeq and is a predicted model, not a curated record. Gene Ontology annotation, cellular component: BLOC-1 complex; BORC complex; synaptic vesicle. The transcript has 4 exons. Bases 388 to 774 code for a protein of 128 amino acids.
UAUUCUCUUCUCUAUGCACCUGACGUAUCCUCGCCGGAAUGUGGACACAAACAUUUCUACGCACUCAUACGCUUUCCCAAAGCGCGUGAUUGCAAUCUCAAGGUAACGAUUAGUUCCCGAUCAGUUAUACGCGGGUUUCUGCGGUGAGAUAGAGAGACAUUUAGAAAAGUAAUAGAAGGAUAUAUCAGGUAUUCUAAAUUUAUAUAGAGGACAUUUCGGAACGAAAAGGUAUCAUAUGGUAAUUAACAUAAAUAUCUCAAACCCUACACUCUCUCUUAGCUGCUCCAAACUCCAUUGCUACUCAGCUUCUCAUCUCUCUCGCGGCUAAGGUUUAAGCAAAACUUCUUCAGGGUGCAUCUUUCAACAACUGAUCAAGCUUUGAUCUGAAUGGACCCAUCAGUUUCUACGGGUGAAAAUCCGGAUUCCAACGAAAAUAAUCCUCAAGAAUCUGAAUCUGAAUCCAUUAACAGCCGCAGUGAUGCAUUAGGCAAGGCUUUAUCAACGAUGCUGGCAACUGUUAUUAAGGAUCUCGACUCUAAAGCUCAAGACACUCUCAAUAGCCAAGACAAACUUAAUUCUGCUAUUGAUCGUCUUACUAGAGAGCUUGAUCAGUUGUUGGAAGAUGCACCCUUACCGUUUAUCAUGCAGCAUGCAGCAAAGAUUUCAGGUGUUCGAAAGAGAGUUUCAUCAUUGAAUUUUGUUCUAAAAUCAAUACAGAAACGUGUUGAUAAUAUAGACCGACUGCUAUUUGUGGGCAUGCUUCAGGAACGGUGAUGCUGAUAUGAUUAAGAUGAUUCCCACGAAGCCCCUGGUGGUGGAGAUUUUCUCAGAGUAUCCCCCACUUGGUCGUUUUGCCGUGAGGGAUAUGCGCCAUACUGUAGCUGUGGGAGUGAUCAAGAGCGUGGAGAAAAAGGAUGCUUCUAGUGCUAAGGUGACAAAAUCUGCUGCCAAGAAGGGUGGAAAGUGAACCGAAAGCUAUGAUAAAAAUAAAGACUGGGUUCAACUUAGCCAUCUAUCUUUCGGUUUUUGCUUUCUGUGUCAUGAGAUUUUUAGCAUGUCUUCACCAUCAUCCCGGGGCUGUUCACAGAAUUGGGUUCUUGAUCGACGGUGGCAUCUAUUACGUUUGGAGUCAUUUUCUGGGUCUUUAUUGUGUCUUCAAUGUUGACAUUUUGUUGGACUGGUGUUUUAGUAGCUGGUAGCUCCUGAAUGUUAUGUCUUUGAACACCAUGGCUGCAUGUUCAAUAUUUUCUAUGAUUUCCACUUUUCUUUGUUCA